UUGUAUCUCUAAUAUUAUCCUGAUGUUGAUAAAUUAAUUACAAUAGCUUUCCCUAAUAAGGCAUUAACGGUAUGCAUAUAUGGCGUCUAUGUUUAUGAAGUUAUUAACCUAUUAAUCUUCUGAAUUUUGGUUAUAAAGGCAACUGAAGUGCCAAAAGAACAAAAGUUGACUCCCCAGAAAAAACAUCUUGCAGCAGUUUCAAGAAGGUCCCCGCGAUUCAUGCAAAUGAAGAAUCUUCCCGAGGAGAGUGUAGUUAGGGCAGCUAACAACACAUGCAUAAGUGAAGCAUCACGAGAACAGGUUGAACCUCCUCACCUCAAGGAAGAAAGCAUUCCAAAGAUGAUUGAAGUUGAAGCUGGAGGUGUUGUAGUUGUUAAAGAACAUGGAAGGACUAAGAUGAAGUCAAAGCAACCACCGGCAAGGAAACUAAUUAUGCAAAGAACUACAAGGUUUGCUGCCGAAAAAAGAAAAGAGAAAAGCAAUAGCAUGAAGAUGUUUUCUAUGCUAGUUGACAAAUGCCUAGGAGAUGGGUACUUGGUCGAACAUGAUGCUGAAAUAUUCGGGUUUGCAACUAAAUCUAUUUUCAAUAAGCAAGUGUGCGACCUUGUAAUCAGCUUUGAGCAGGUGAACAAUUCUGUUGUAGAAAUCUGGUGUAGGCACUUAUAUGAGAAGAUGCUUGAAGAUGGAGGUAAUAUGCCAGUUCAAUUUGGCACGUCUGCUGCAGUACCAGUACCAUUGAAACCCUCAGAUGAGUCCAUUACAAGGAGGUCUCGCUAUAUAGCAGAUCUUUUGGGUGUUGGUUUGCCUGGACAAAUCACACUAAUCCCUUAUAAUACAUG
Messenger RNA from Cuscuta epithymum, 839 nucleotides. The record is from the annotation of a GenBank genome assembly. NCBI's taxonomy places the organism in Eukaryota, Viridiplantae, Streptophyta, Magnoliopsida, Solanales, Convolvulaceae.